GCACAUUCCUAUUGUCCAAGAUGGCGGCGUCGGUGCAGGAGCCGAGAUGCUGACAUGUUUUUAACCUAUUUUAUAUUUUUAGUAGGACAUUUCUGCACCAUUUUUCUCUGCUUUUUGGCUCUUUUUAUUCCAUUAAACCUUCGGGGCCGUUGUGGUUUUGUUAACACGCCUGGAAUUGUCUCUCCGGGAACGAUUCCCAUCCGAGCACCGAAAAGUUUGAGCUCCAUCCUCCUUUGAAAAUGAAGAGACAGGCCGCGAGAGAGACGAGUCCGUCCAGGGCCAUCGCCAAGCGGAUGCGAGAAAGAGAACGAGAAAGUGCGAGGAGAGACGAGCUGCCUCCUCCUCCUCUGGCUCUGCUGCUGGCGGAGAGCCGAGGAUAUCACCGCCGGAGCCGCAGCAGAGAACGAGAGAAGCCGCGGGUCAGGGAGGAGCGAGCGGCCGCUCUGGAGCUGCACCACCGCCAUGAACUCAGCCUCCUGGGACGUCCUCCUCUGAGAACCACCGCUGCAGAGCUCCCCGCCACCAGACCCGCCACUCUGGAGUACAAAACCCUCCUGAUCAGUAACCUGGGCUCGCAGGUGUCGGACGAGGACGUGGAGGACACGCUUUUCCACGAGUUCAAAAAGUUCGGAGACGUGAGUGUGAAGCUGUCCCACACCCCGGAGCUGGGCAGGAUCGCAUAUGUGAACUUUAGACACCCAGAGGAUGCUAAGGAGGCCAGACACGCCAAAUCCUCCAGGUUAAUGUUGGGGGAGCGCCAGUUGAAGAUCGAGCCCAUGUACGUGAGGAAACGCAGCGUGACGCCCCCUGAGGUGGGAUACCUGCCCCUGCACGCGCCUUACCCCUACAGACAGCGCUCUCUGUCUCCUCCUGGGCCUGGGGUGAGCAGCAUGAGGGAUCUCAGAGCCAGACAUUAUGCUCUGGAGACUUUAGGACUGAGCAGAGAGAGGGAAAGGCUUUUGGAUUAUUAUGGCAUGUUGGAUGAGAGGGGCAGGCCCUAUGGCUUCCCCCCAGUGCCGGUGGUGGAGGACUUGAAGCCAGAAGACGACCAGCGAGCCACCAGUAACCUUUUUAUAGGAAAUUUAGACGGAAAUGUCACUGAAGCUGAGUUAAGAAGAGGUUUUGACAAGUAUGGCAUUAUUGAAGAUGUUGUAAUUAAACGACCUGCUCGUGGACAAGGCGGGGCUUAUGCUUUUGUCAAAUUUCAGAACUUAGAUAUGGCCCAUCGAGCGAAAGUAGCUAUGCAGGGACGAUUGAUAGGAGGCAACCCUAUAAAAAUCGGUUAUGGGAAAGCUAACCCUACGACCCGGCUCUGGGUGGGAGGACUUGGACCUGGUAACUCACUGGCUGCUCUGGCCCGAGAGUUUGACCGGUUUGGGAGCAUCAGAAAUAUAGACUAUGUUAAAGGGGACAGUUUUGCUUACAUUCAGUAUGAGAGUUUGGAUGCUGCUCAGGCUGCAUGUACACAGAUGAGAGGUUUCCCUCUGGGGGGCCCUGAGCGGCGCCUCAGAGUUGACUUUGCAAAGGUGGAAGAGAGUCCAUCCCGUCCAUUUCCAGCUGGUUACCAGCCUGCUGUUGCACUCCCUUCCCAUUAUGAGCUCCUUGGAGAGGCAUACAGCCGCCAUCGCAGUCUGGAGAGAGAGUUACGAGGCAGCAGGGACCGUUCCUCCCCACCAGCACACAGCCUCCUGUCCCAGAGAGAGCGGGAGAGGGCCCUGCUGGACAGGGACUUCCCCAGCAGCCCCACACGAAGCCUGGAGAGGAGAGCUGAGGCGUUCGGCCGGAGGAGGAGUCGGAGCCGCAGUCGAGAACGCUGGCUGAAGGAGCGGGAGGAGAGGAGGAACCGCAGGAGGAGCAGGAGCCUGUCCCCUGAUCGACAAGGUGAGGAGCGCGAGCGGGACCGCGACAAAGACAGAGGAAGGUCCAGGCUCCGGGGACAAGGAGGGGUGCUGUCUCCUGACGCCAGCCCUGACAGAGCACGUGUCCGUGCCCCAGACUCCACUACCGAACCGAGGGACCACACUCCAGACAGUGGCAGGGCGGGUCAUUCUCUCACCAACGAUGACGAGCCUCCCUCCGGUCGCCACCACAGCAAACGGACGUCCAGUGACCUCAGCAACCACCACCAUCGAUCCAGCGAGUCCACAAACUCUCCUGCACGGCACACCGACACCCACGCGUCUCCCACAACAUUGUCUGACUUUGCACAGGCGACACUUGCCAAAAUGUGGCACGGCUUUUUUGCCCUAAAGAACAGCAGCUUUCCCACCAACUUGUACAUGCUGGAGGGCGGGACCUCUUUCUUUAAUAACAUCAUGAAGGACAGUCUCAAACAGCUGAGCCAGAACCAGCCCAGUCAGCUAAAGAUUGCCCAGCGGUUGCGCAUGGACCAGACUCGUCUGGAUGAAGUCUCACGGCGCAUUAAACUGGGCCGCCCAGACGGUUUUGCUGUCCUGCUGGCUCUCCAGGGCAACGUGGACCGCCAGGCCCCUGCCCCAGAGCCCGGGCUCCAGGUGCGUCUGCUCCGCCACCUGGUCACAUACCUGCGCAACAAGGAAGCGGCGGGGGUGGUGAGUUUGCCCGCUACUAAUGAAGGGGGCGUGGGGGCCAUGCUGUACGCGUUUCCUCCUGGAGAGUUCUCCCAACAGUUCCUCCAGGCGGCCAAAAGGACUGUGGGUAAUCUGGAGGAGGAGCACAUGGUUAUUGUGAUUGUCAGUGACACUAAUUGAAUUGUCAAUGUCAGUGUAGAGAAGUGUAGUCCAAGAGCCAAAACAAGGCUACAAAAUACUUCCAAGUAGUUUUUAGUAGAUGCAUUUUAUUAUUUCAUUUGUUUUUUGUAAGAUGCUUCAAGAGACACUACAUCCAUGUUUAUGAUCUGUCAUGUUGGGGGAAUUUUAGCUUCAAACUACAAAAGACAAUUUAUGUUCACUGCACAUUUUCAAACUGUAACAUACAACACUAAAUCUGAUUAUUGUGCUUGUUUACUUUUUCUGAAAUUGACCUUACCAAGAUGCUAUAUAUAUAUUAUAUGAACUCAAUGGGACUGGGUAUUAUUCCUGUGGAUUGUUCUGUAAACUAUAGGAAGAGGCUCUAAGCUCCAGUCGCCACGGCCAAUGACCUGUGAGUGUACAUUAGACAUAGGUAGUGUUUUAACUAUUGGACCAUUCCUCUUAAGUUUUUGUGUGUUUUUGCAUGCAGGAAUAUGUCUCUUUGGUCUGUUAAAUGUAGCUUCCAGUUACUGUAAACACUAAUAUGGACUUUCUACAAACGUAGUGUCAUGGUGCAAGGUGUAUUACUAUAAACGUUUUAUUCUAUUUUGAUUUAUAUUAUUCAGUAACCAAUACAUGACUCCAUCCAUUUUCUAUCCUGCCAUGUGUAUCAUUUCUCAUUUUAUUAUUAUUAUGUUUUACUUUCCACUUUCAUUUGCAGAAUAUUAACUAGACACAGCGAAGGUAAAAACAUUUUCAAAGUGAUCUGCUAAUUUAUCAUCUAAAAGUACAAUCUUUCUCCAGCUAAAAGUAGAUAUCGAUUUGCUUAAACAUUUGACGAAGUAGAUCAAAUAUUAAAAUAAUGAUUUGUUAUCUGACGUAAGUAUUCAUCAGCAUAAACAACUUUGACACUACUUCACCACGUGCCUGAUUUGCAGAAGUGAAUAACACAGGACAAUUAAUUAAACAGAAGUGUAGAAGUAGAUGAGCAGAAAAAUAAUAAUGGACGUAAAGAGUUGGAGAAAAAAACAAACUCAGUAACUGUUAAAAUAAUAUAAACCAGACAAUUUCUUGAGCCAGUUGUUUAAGUAAAUACAUCCAUUACUGCCUAUGUUGUGUCUCAAAGUAUUUCCCGAUCUGUCAGUCUGUUGUCGUUGACUUAUAACAUAUUUUAUCAAUACAGUAGCUUUUUAUUUUUGGGAUGUUGCAAGUGUAUGUAAAUGUGUAUCUGACAAAACAAAACACUGCUGUACAUAUGACCUGGAUCGGUUUACUCACUUCUAAUACACUGUGGAACAAAUAAGACUUUCAACGGGCCCCAGACUUUCUCAUAUUUGGAGAACGAUGGCGUUUGCCCGUAAAUCAUUGUAGUGAACUAACAAUCAGGUCAAUCAAACCAGUUAGAAACAUUACAAAUCAAACACAGUCUCUCUGCGGUUUUGUUUCUGUCUCAAGGGACAUGUAUAGUGUAUCGGGGAAAAAAAAUGUAAUAAAACAUUUUAUGAUU
Molecule: messenger RNA, 4215 nt
Organism: Periophthalmus magnuspinnatus
Lineage: Eukaryota; Metazoa; Chordata; Actinopteri; Gobiiformes; Gobiidae
Gene: rbm15b
Product: RNA binding motif protein 15B
Exons: 1
Coding region: 240-2729 (829 amino acids)
Biological process (GO): regulation of alternative mRNA splicing, via spliceosome
Cellular component (GO): nucleus
Molecular function (GO): mRNA binding
Source: RefSeq, a predicted model, not a curated record